CUUAGCGACCGUUUUCCAGUCGUUCAAACGGUUCAAAUGGUACAGUCCGAAUGAACUGUGGUGUAGCAAGAUGGCAGCUUCAUUGGAAGACGAGUUUGAAGAUGCGCCCGAUAUAGAGCCUCUGGAGCCCACGCUGAAGAACAUCAUCGAGCAGAAAUCUCUGAAAUGGAUUUUUGUAGGAGGCAAAGGUGGAGUGGGAAAAACAACCUGCAGCUGUAGUUUGGCUGUUCAACUGGCCGCAGUGAGAGAGAGUGUCCUCAUCAUCUCCACAGACCCGGCACACAACAUCUCUGACGCGUUCGACCAGAAGUUCUCCAAAGUGCCCACCAAAGUGAAGGGUUAUGACAACCUCUUUGCCAUGGAGAUUGACCCGAGUCUGGGGGUGGCAGAGUUGCCGGAUGAGUUCUUCGAAGAGGAUAACAUGCUGAGCAUGGGCAAGAAGAUGAUGCAGGAGGCCAUGAGCGCCUUCCCUGGUAUUGAUGAGGCCAUGAGCUACGCUGAGGUCAUGAGGUUAGUGAAAGGAAUGAAUUUCUCAGUCGUGGUGUUUGACACAGCUCCCACGGGCCACACACUGCGUCUGCUCAACUUCCCCACCAUAGUGGAGCGUGGCCUGGGCCGUCUCAUGCAGAUCAAAAACCAGAUUAGCCCCUUCAUAUCUCAGAUGUGUAAUAUGUUGGGACUGGGGGAUAUGAAUGCAGACCAGCUUGCCUCAAAACUGGAGGAGACUCUUCCUGUUAUCCGCUCAGUCAGUGAGCAGUUUAAGGAUCCGGAGCAGACGACGUUCAUCUGCGUGUGUAUUGCAGAGUUCCUGUCUCUAUAUGAGACGGAGCGGCUGAUUCAGGAGCUGGCAAAGUGCCGUAUUGACACACACAACAUCAUCGUCAACCAGCUUGUGUUCCCAGACACUGAGAAGCCAUGCAAGAUGUGCGAGGCCAGACACAAGAUCCAGUCCAAGUACCUGGACCAGAUGGAGGAUCUGUAUGAAGAUUUCCAUAUAGUUAAACUGCCUCUGCUGCCUCAUGAGGUACGAGGAGCAGACAAAGUCAACACAUUCUCCAAACUUCUUCUGGAGCCCUACAAUCCACCCAACAAGUGACUUAUAUUCUCCUAAACCUAAACCCACUGUCUCUCGCUCACACUCACUCGCCCUCACCGUUCUGACGCUGCUCCAUCAGCUCUCUCAGAAACCACAGCAACAUAAAAACAUCUUCAUCUUCACCAACUAUUAUUAUUAUUAUUAUUAUUAUUAUUAUUAUCAUUAUUAUAGUCAAAUUGGGAAUGACAACAGUCUGAUACAGUAACACUAAAGUCUCUCUUUUCUUUUUGUUUUUUUCUGUUUCUCUUUCUUUUUCUGUCGUCCCCCCCCCCCUCUCUCUCCUUUUUUAUCUUUUACCUUCUCUUCCACACUUAUUCUGUCUUUUAUUUUCUCCUCAUUUUUCUUUCUGUUUCUGAACUUUUCUUUUUCUUUCUCUUUUCUCUUUACAUCCUCCUCUCUUGCUUUCUCUCUUUUCUUUCUCUUUAUCCUUCUCAUAUCUAUAUUCCACACAGCAACAAUAAUGUUCACUUUACUCCUUCUUCAGUAAUCAAACAGUAAAGUGGAUCAGCGUGGUUCAUAUUGUACAUUCAUUCAGAUGUUGUUGAUGGUUGUUUAAUUGUGAUGGUGAUUUUUUUGAGUGUGUAUAUAAAAAAAAAAAGUAUAAAAACUGCUUCAAAGUUGGUGGAAACAUCCCUCUCCUGCUUCUGAUGAGUGAGUGUGCAUGAAGGAAUGUAUUCAAUGUAUUGAAACUGAAAGGGCCCAGCUGUCUGAACGCUAAUGUAAAUCUAAACUGCGAAUCAGCCGCAGUCUUAUUCCACAGUUGUACAGUUCCAGCCUCAGAGUUAACGCCUCUUAUUUUAGUUAGAAGAGCUGCAAUACAGUCUUUCAAGUUCACCAGUUCAUGUUUUUCAUUCUCUUCCUAAUCCUACCACACCUAAGCCAGAUAAGCAGUUUUUCUAGUCCACAGGUUCCCAACCCUGGUCCUGGAGGACCCCCUGUCAAGGAGGGUUUAGUGUUUUCACCAGUCCCAACACACCCAUUUCAAGUGAGGAAGGGCUUGUUAAUGAUCUGAUUAGUUGACUCAGGUGUGGUGGUACUCCAGGACCCGGUUUGGCAACCACGGCGCCAACAAUUCGCCACCAUAAGAUGUGUUUGGAGCAGAAUAAUACAAAAUGUGGACUGGAUCGGGCCCUUGUGGAUUGGAUAGGAAGUCCCGAGAUAGCGCAAUGAUUUUUCGUUUACUCAUCUGAUUUUUGAAUCCGUUAUUAUGGCAGUAGUUCAGCAAAAGAUCAAAUUCGCACAGUUGUUUCCUCUUUGCUUGAUGUUGAUUGUUCAGGGUUAAGCUUCUAUUGCCUCUUAGCCUCAUAGCACCAGUACAAAGCUGAAAAAGCAAACAUGUCUUGGCUGAUCAGCUACAUUUUGGGGAUAGGGACUGUGUAACUAGUUUUUUAGUGAACUGCCGCAUUAUAGCAGUGAGGUGAACAGAGCUUAAUGGUUUGACAUAGUGGAUUGACAAGGCAUGUAGGGAGCUGAAGUCAGGACUGUCUAUAAGAUCAAAGUGUCUGCUGCCUAGAUGAAUAUUUACUUUAUGGUUAUUAGUAAUUUCAACACUAGCCCAAUAAUGUGACCCAAAUUUGCCCCUCAGAUGGACAAUAGCUGUGCAGUUUUAACAGCCAUAUUCAGCUCAUUGUCAAACGUCUUUUCAUUUAAUUAUAAAAAUGUAAACAAGAAUAUUCCAACAAUAGUCAUGCUGUUUUCCUUCAGAACAGCCUUCAGAACCAAGGUUGAGAACACUGGACUAGACUGAAUGAUGCAUUUAUCGAGUACCUGGGUCUGCACCAUACAUCCGAUUGCAAUACAGCUCUGUCCUACACUUGCUUUGUCUAGCCCAUCUCUGGAGAGCUCUUGUUUAAUUUCAUUACAUUUGUCACAUUUUACUCUGCAGUGAAAGAUUUCUCAUUGUAAUUCUUGUGUACAAACAAUGUAAUUAUUGCAGUCAGUUGAAGUGCAUUGUAUUUAUACAGAUUAAUAUUGGGAGUAUUUGUUUUGUUUGCUUUGAUUUCAGGAUGGAGUCGCCAUAAUGAAGCACAUAGUAAAUGAAACUUUGCUUUUAUUGUCA
Messenger RNA from Pygocentrus nattereri (red-bellied piranha), 3155 nucleotides. RefSeq names its product guided entry of tail-anchored proteins factor 3, ATPase (gene get3). Gene Ontology annotation, cellular component: GET complex. Bases 71 to 1096 code for a protein of 341 amino acids. The transcript has 7 exons. Gene Ontology annotation, molecular function: ATP binding; ATP hydrolysis activity. Gene Ontology annotation, biological process: post-translational protein targeting to endoplasmic reticulum membrane. Lineage: Eukaryota; Metazoa; Chordata; Actinopteri; Characiformes; Serrasalmidae. The record is from RefSeq and is a predicted model, not a curated record.